Penicillium pulvis is the source of this 1074-nucleotide messenger RNA. RefSeq names its product D-mandelate dehydrogenase-like dehydrogenase. The transcript has 2 exons. Gene Ontology annotation, cellular component: cytosol. Bases 1 to 1074 code for a protein of 357 amino acids. Gene Ontology annotation, molecular function: NAD binding; glyoxylate reductase (NADPH) activity; hydroxypyruvate reductase [NAD(P)H] activity. NCBI's taxonomy places the organism in Eukaryota, Fungi, Ascomycota, Eurotiomycetes, Eurotiales, Aspergillaceae. The record is from RefSeq and is a predicted model, not a curated record.
AUGACUACCAAGCCUGCCGUUCUUCACAUUGGUGACCCCAUAACAUACAAUCAUGAUUUCUUUAACAACGAAUUUGCGUCGCGCUUCAAUGUUAUCCAAGCCACAGAAACCGACCGUGAUACUUUCAUUCAAGCAUUGAAAUCUAAAAAAUAUGGCGACUUCUCGGCCAUAUUCCGCCCUCACUUCCAAAGCGGAGGUUUCAUGGGACAAUGGGACGCCGAGCUUAUACCCUUGCUGCCACCUAGUAUGCGCAUAUUUGCCUCUGCAGGGGCAGGCUUCAACUGGGCGGAUGUCGAUUUGCUGGGCCAGCAUAAGAUCUGGUACGCUAACGGCGCCGGCGCAUCAGAUGAAGCUGUCUCCGAUACAGCGCUGUAUAUGAUUUUGAGUGUAUUUCGCAAUUUCACUCGCUCGCAGAUAGCCGCACGAACAGCCGAUCCGGAGAGGUUCACGGAGACACAUAAGCUGAUUGCGACCAUUUCGCAUAACCCCCGUGGCCAUGUACUGGGGGUUGUGGGUUUCGGGAACAUUAGCAAGAAACUUGCUUUCAAGGCCCGCAUGGCGUUGGGGAUGGAGAUUCACUAUUUUGAUAUUAUACGUGCUGACCUAGAGGAGGAGAAAGAGCUGAAGGCGACGUAUCAUGAAUCUUUGGACGAGCUUCUGAGGGUGGCAGAUUGCGUGACGCUGCACACGCCGCUGAAUAGGCAUACACAAGACCUGAUGGAUGCGAGAACUUUGGCUUUGAUGAAGCCUGGGAGUCGGCUUGUCAAUACUGCGAGAGGGCAGAUUGUUAAUGAGGAUGCUUUGAUUCAGGCGCUGGAAAGUGGACACCUUUCUGCUGCUGCAUUGGAUGUGCAUUACCACGAGCCACAGGUGUCCCCACAACUAGCGGGUAUGCAAAAUGUCACACUGACUACGCAUAUUGGUGGUGGUGCAUUGGAUACCAGAAUCAACUUUGAGUUGAACGCUAUGAAAAACAUUGUUCAAGUGGUCGGGCCAGACGGAGAGUUUGUGGGGGAACCUUUUACGCCUGUGAAUCGGACAGCUUUCGAAGCGGCGGCAUACAUCCAGUCUUAA